AUGAAGUCUACUCUCCUGCUCCUUCUGGCGCCGUUGGCAGCAUGGGCCGCGCCGGCCGACCUUUCCGAAAGACAGGCGGCGGACAGCAUCAACACGCUAUUCCAGGCGAAAGGGAAGAAGUACUUCGGGACAUGCACCGACCAGGGUCGCCUGACGAGCGGCAGCUCUGCCGCGGUCAUCCAAGCUGACUUUGGACAGGUCACACCGGAGAACAGUAUGAAGUGGGACGCGACUGAACCCAGCAAGGGCAGCUUCAACUUCGCCGGGGCUGACUACCUCGUCGACUGGGCCGUGCAGAACAACAAGGUCAUCCGGGGACACACGCUGUGCUGGCACUCGCAGCUGCCGAGCUGGGUCAGCAGCAUCACCGACAAGGCGACGCUCACCUCGGUGCUGCAGAACCACGUGACGACGCUGGUGACGCGGUACAAGGGCAAGGUCUACGCGUGGGACGUCGUCAACGAGAUCUUCAACGAGGACGGGUCGAUGCGGUCGUCGGUCUUUUACAACGUCCUCGGCGAGGACUUUGUGCGCAUCGCCUUCGAGGCUGCGCGCGCCGCCGAUCCUGAUGUUAAGCUCUACAUCAACGACUACAAUUUGGAUCAGCCGACUGCCGCAAAGUUGACCACCGGCAUGGUCGCCCACGUCAAGAAGUGGAUCGCCGCCGGCGUCCCCAUCGACGGCAUCGGCUCGCAGGCCCAUCUGACCGCCGGCCUGGCCUCGCAGGCCGCCGCCUCGAUAAAGGCACUUGCCGCGUCUGGUGUUAGCGAGGUCGCAUUCACCGAGGUCGACAUCGUGAACGCCGCGGCGGCCGACUACGUUGCCGUCACCAAUGCCUGCUUGGGCGAGCCCAAGUGCAUCGGCAUAACGGUCUGGGGUGUUCGGGACCCGGAUUCCUGGAGGGCGAGCUCGAACCCCCUGCUGUUCGAUAGCAACUUCAGCCCCAAGGCUGCGUACACGGCCAUUGUCAACGCUCUUAAGUAG
Messenger RNA from Anthostomella pinea, 984 nucleotides. Lineage: Eukaryota; Fungi; Ascomycota; Sordariomycetes; Xylariales; Xylariaceae. The record is from the annotation of a GenBank genome assembly.